AUGGAGACUGGUUGUGAAGUGGCUAAAAUGGUGAUGGAGAGUCGUGGUGGAGUGGUGGCAAGAAACGUGAUUCAAGAAGCUGAACAGAUCAUCUCAAAGCAACAGCCUCUUUCCAUCCAGACGUUUAUUGCACAUGAACGAUGUCAGCAUUCGAUCAAUUCACAUUGUGCAAAUGCUGAAUUGGUUGAAGUAUGGACGAUUACUUUAAAGAGAAAUUGUCGAAAGGAUGAAAAGACUCUUGAAGUGCUUUUCCUAAAGAAUGCUGUGCGUUCGCAUCUUCACUUCUCUCAGUUGAACUCAUGGAUCACGAAUAAUGGUGGUAAACUGCCAAACGAAACGACAUGUGCCUACAGACUAUCAUCCUCAAGCGAAACAAUGGCAUUCGGAGGUGAAAACGAUGAGCGAUGUGAAACACAUUCAUUCCCAGUUGCACGGUGCAAUUCAAAUUCGUAUCUCUUUGUGAAUGUUAAAUGGUGCAAACGUGACGCACCACCUCAACUUAAAUCGUGCAUUCCUUUUAAUGAUUUUCGUUAUGAGAGUGAAGAAUGGCUGUUACCAAGUGGAUCAAUGUGUUCAUCGCUUUCGUCACAUUCGUUCAGUUCACCGGGUGGUUCUUGUAAUGGAACACCGCAUUUUUUCAUAUCGCCAGACGAUGACCGAUUCGAAGUGGGAACAAACACUGAAACACGAUCGAUGCACAAUGUGGAUAAAAUAAUUUUCACUAAUGACGAAGACAGCGGUGAUGAAAUGAAAUGCACUCAUAAAGCAUUUGCAUUAACUCAUUCAAAUUCACAUCAAUCAAGCACUUUAACGCAUUCGUCAAGCAGUCAUAAUACGGAUGACAAUCAUGAAACUAAUAAUAAUAAUUCACCUACUGAAGCAAGUUUCGAGCGUUGUUCCAGUUCUGAGCAUUCACCUCGUGAUGAAAAUCGAAAAGCUGUUAGACGCAUUCCUUUCGAAUGUGACGAUGAUGUCCUUAUUGAUGUGUUCACACACGCUCUUCCAACAGCCAAAAGAGAACAUAGAUUAAAGUUGAUCGUUUUGUGUAUUGUUAAUGUGUUAUUUGUAUUUCUUUCCUUUCAAGAGGAUGGCGCAGGCGUUGUGAUGAAUUGCGAACGAGUUUUGAUUGGCUCAACUGAGGUGGAAAGUCUAUCCGAUUUUUUGGCAACGUCUUCAUCCGUAUCGCCAUUGGAAACAACAGCUUCUUGUGUGGCGUUGGGAUCAAGACGUGAAUCGUUACCUCGUAGAAGUCAAAUUGCAGCAGCAUUCCGUUCAAUGUCUUCUGCGCCGGCCGUAUUCUCCAAAACAACUGGAUUACCUCUAAAUUCAAGUCCUGCCCCUCUCACACGCAACGAACGAAGCUUUGCUAGCUCAGAUAAACAUCCUCAUCAUCAUCAUCAUCACGUUUUGCAUAACACAACGAUUGGCGACGACGAUAGUGGUACGAGCGAUAACGAGAGGGUUUGUACUGCAAGGAGUGCACCAACAAGUAGUGGUUUACUGUGCAACUUCGAAGAGAGUGCUCUCAACGGUCGUUUGGAACCACUGGCUGCACUCGACGGAUUUCACCUUCAGAUAGCAGCCAGUGGGUCGUUCUGUGCACCUCAUGUUACUUUACCCGUGACAACAUUCUUUUUCAAUCUAUCAGAUGACGAUGCUCCAUCUCCUUAUUUGGUUUUUACUUUUUCUCUGCUUUAUCGUAUUCUAUUUGGAUCGGACAUUGCUCACUGGAACAGCUCGGUCGUAAAGGCUAUCAUAUUCCGAAGAAGGGCACUUUUCAAGCGGUUCUCAUUUUUUCUCGAAAAAAUUAUUUUAUUUUUAUUCUUCACAUCAAUUUUUAGUGCUUUGUUCAAUCCACAAGGCACAGUAGUGCGCAUGUUCAUGGUGCGGUUCGAUGUGAGUGAAAUGCCAGCUUCAUCGCAAACUUUCUUACGGCAACGUACAUUCUUUAUGCCAUCUGGAUGUCCCAUUGAAAGAGCGCAACGUUCAUGGCUUAAAUAUCUUAUCCAUCUGAGGCUGGCGACCGAUCGACGCGGACGUCUAUACGUGCAUACAGACAUUCGAAUGCUAUUCUCGCAGAAGGGUGAUUUGGAAGCGUUGAACAUUGAGUUGGAAAAAGAAUCACAACAAAAAUAUGAAUUGCUUUCAUUCACCGAAAUGCCACAAAAGCCACGCUUCUCACCACGAAAGUGA
This is a messenger RNA of Anisakis simplex (herring worm), 2193 nucleotides long. The record is from the annotation of a GenBank genome assembly. NCBI's taxonomy places the organism in Eukaryota, Metazoa, Nematoda, Chromadorea, Rhabditida, Anisakidae.